Messenger RNA from Glarea lozoyensis ATCC 20868, 2928 nucleotides. RefSeq names its product Protein kinase-like (PK-like). Gene Ontology annotation, biological process: protein autophosphorylation; autophagy; autophagosome organization. Gene Ontology annotation, molecular function: protein serine/threonine kinase activity; ATP binding. The record is from RefSeq and is a predicted model, not a curated record. NCBI's taxonomy places the organism in Eukaryota, Fungi, Ascomycota, Leotiomycetes, Helotiales, Helotiaceae. Bases 1 to 2928 code for a protein of 975 amino acids. Gene Ontology annotation, cellular component: cytoplasm; autophagosome. The transcript has 3 exons.
AUGGCGGCCCUACCGCCCCCGUCCUCAUCAUCUCGCUCGAGACGGUCGAGGACGGGCGAUGUCAAGGUUGGUGCAUUUAUUGUCGAGGACGAGAUCGGGAAAGGAAGCUUUGCUACGGUGUACAGAGGUCGUCAUGAGGCUACCGGAGCAUUGGUUGCUGUCAAGCAAGUCAAUCUUACCAAGCUCAGCAAAAAGCUAAAAGAGAACCUCUACUGCGAAAUCGAGAUCCUCCGAGGCUUACACCAUCCGCAUAUCGUUGCCCUGAUUGACAUCAAAGAAACAACGUCGAACAUAAACUUGGUGAUGGAAUACUGUGAGCUGGGAGAUCUUUCGUACUUUAUCAAGAAGAGAGACAAGCUGGCAGAUAAUCCGGCACUUCAAGAUAUGGUUCGGAAGUAUCCCAUGCCUCCAGCAGGCGGGUUGAACGAGGUUAUUGUUCGACAUUUCCUCAAGCAACUUGCAAGCGCUAUGGAAUACAUGAACGAUCGAGACUUCAUCCACCGAGAUGUCAAACCACAAAACCUGCUUAUCCUACCAUCAAAGGAAUACUUGGCCCGAUGCAAGAAUGCUCCGUUAGUUAUGAGCGCAAGUGAGAAUACAUUGGAACCCAUGGUGGGUCUCACAUCUUUGCCAAUGCUGAAGAUUGCCGAUUUCGGCUUCGCCCGAUCAUUACCAGCGACAUCAAUGGCAGAAACACUAUGUGGAUCUCCUCUGUACAUGGCUCCAGAAAUUCUCAGAUAUGAAAAGUAUGAUGCUCGGGCGGAUCUGUGGUCAGUUGGCACGGUCUUGUACGAGAUGGUCACAGGAAAGCCACCGUUUCGUGCGACCAACCACGUUGAGUUGCUUCGCAAAAUCGAGCAGAGCGACGACCACAUCAAGUUUGCCAGGGACGUGGUAGUUAGCUCGGAGAUGAAAGAGUUGGUCCGAGCCUUACUGAAACGUACACCAGCGGAUCGUAUAACUUUUUCGAAAUUCUUCAAUCACCCAGUGGUAAAAGAUCCAAUUCCAGGAUUAGUUGGAGACGAUCAGCCACGAGAAUUACCAAAAGCUUCUGCAUCUAGAGAUGUACCUAUAUCUCGAACUCAAUCACAUCGGAGUAGUCAUGGGCAGUCUUCACGAGCCGAGCCGAUUAGCUCGUCUUCACCACGCGACCGACAAAUGACACCUUCGCCUCGGACUCAGAUCAUUGAUCCUGUGCGACAACUUGCUGGAACACCCCCUAGAGUCGCCCCUGAGAGAAGACCUAGCCUUCGUGAACACCGCCAAUCAACUUCUCGCCAACAACCCCAGGAACAACCUCGUGAACAUCGAAGGCCGCCAAUCAUUCCGUCAGCUACUGCUCCAAACCCCGAGGCAAUUCAAAAUCACAGGAUGCAGAACAUGCCUUCAAGUCCUCAUCAGCGGACGAGACAGCAGUCCAUCGAUGAAGUGCCUAGACGAGAAAGGGCAUCAACAACAUCGCGAACGCCAGAUACAAAUGCCGAUGCAGCGGCUGCAGCAGCGCAAGAAGUUCAAGAUGCUCGCGAAUACGUUUUGGUCGAGAAGCGUGCAGUUGAGGUCAAUGCGUUUGCAGACGAGAUGGCCGCAAGCCCACGGUUACAUAGUGGUGCUCGAUCAUCGCCUACUUCUCGUGGUACCCAGAUGACAAGACGAGCGACUACUCAGGGGCCACCCUCUUCAGCGACUGGAGCGGUACCGGCAUCACCAUCACGUGUUGUUCAGAUAGCACAAGGUCGUCCACGUCAAGAUAUUGUCACACAACGUCAAAGCUCAUAUGGCAGAUCAUAUGGUGGAAGUCCAUCUGCGACAUCAGCAAUUGCCAAGGCUAUUCAUGGUGCUAGUGUGAGGAUGUUUGGUGUCGGAUUCGCUCCUUCGUUAAUUGGCAAAGGAUUAUCACCUCCACAGACCUACAGUCCCUUCCCCACUUAUCCGGCACCUCAGAGUCCGAUCGGUCUACUUGGUGAUGGCCGACACAUUGCCCCUGUGGAUGAAGACCAAAAGACGAUUAGCAUUAUCGAAGAGUCUGCAAAUAGAAGCGAUGUUGUGUAUGGGUUUGCCGAAGUCAAGUACAAACAACUGGUGCCUCUAACACCCUCCAUGGAUCACGGUCUCGGAGGUGUUGCUAGAGAUACUGGUUCUCUUGAUGAAGAUGGACUGACCGUGGAAGCUGUAGUUGCAUUAUCUGAAGAAGCGCUUGUAUUAUACGUCAAAGCUCUUUCACUACUCGCCAAAUCAAUGGACAUUGCGGGAUCUUGGUGGAGUCGAAGGAAUCGAGGUGAUGGUUACAGCAGACCCGAAUCACCAAGUUCUGCUACGAAUACACACAUCAAUGCCGCUGUGCAAUGGGUCCGCGGUCGAUUUAAUGAAGUGCUCGAGAAGACCGAUAUCGUUCGAAUGAAGCUUAUUGAGGCUCAAAAGAAACUUCCAGAAGAUCAUCCUGGACAUCCAAGUCAGCAUAAUAGCUCAUCUCGAUUUGGAGGCUCGUCAGCAGAUGGUUAUUUUCUCACUUCGGGGAUAACAGCUGAGCGGCUGAUGUAUGAUCGUGCUCUUGAGAUGAGUCGAUCAGCAGCCAUCAAUGAGAUUGCAAAUGAGGAUCUUCCUGGGGUGGAAAGGUCGUAUGUGACUGCACUUAAAAUGUUGGAAGCUAUUCUGGAGACGGAUGAUGAGCCGCCUACUCAACGACGAAGGUCUUCAAGUCUGAGAGAGCAGGUUAGUCAAGAUGAUGAAGCUGAGAUUGUCUUGGCGGAGGAUAGAAAAGCCGUUCAAAACAUCAUCGCUGGUGUGCGUACAAGACUUGAGAGAUUACGACCUAGAAUGGCCAUGAUUGCAAGACAUAAAUCGCAACCGCCAUCGUCGCCUCGACCGUCAAGUAUUGUUCUUCAUAGUGGUGGUACCACACCAACCAUCUCAAACACGCCUCCACAGUAG